This is a messenger RNA of Pelmatolapia mariae (spotted tilapia), 2866 nucleotides long. RefSeq names its product MPL proto-oncogene, thrombopoietin receptor (gene mpl). Gene Ontology annotation, cellular component: external side of plasma membrane. Bases 64 to 1959 code for a protein of 631 amino acids. Gene Ontology annotation, biological process: cytokine-mediated signaling pathway. The record is from RefSeq and is a predicted model, not a curated record. The transcript has 12 exons. Gene Ontology annotation, molecular function: cytokine receptor activity; protein binding. NCBI's taxonomy places the organism in Eukaryota, Metazoa, Chordata, Actinopteri, Cichliformes, Cichlidae.
GCCCGCACCGGUGUUAAUUUGAUGGCCAUGGUGGUUUAGAAUUUCACAGCGCCUCAGUUCAAGAUGAAUUUCCUCUACAGAUUGGGAAUAUUCCUUAAUAUUCUGUGGAUACAAGCUUUCUUUGUGCCUGGAUUACAGUGUAAUCUAUCAGAGGAAGAUGUUUUGUUCUUGAAGGAUGAGCCUAAUCCAAAGUGUUUCUCUCGGACAACAUAUGAUUUCACCUGCUUCUUCGAGACUGCAGACAACAGGACUUAUAAUUUGUUCUACUCUAUAGACUUUCCAGCGCAGAGGUGUGAAUUAUCCGUCCAGAGAACAGAGAAGGGAACUUUGCUGCACAUCUGCUCUUUUCCUGAAGUUAUGUGGUUUGUUGACUACAUCCUUACAGUCACUGAAUCCUUUACGAACGCCACCAUCUACACUCGGACUCUCGAAAUGAGCGAUCACGUUCUUUUAGAUCCACCAGUUAAUCUGUCUUUACACCCAAAUGGCCAAGUGGGACAGCUGAAUCCUUCAUGGACUUCAAACAUAAAAGACGUACUAGUGAAGUACAGGAUUGAGUACUCCUCUGAGGUCCUUUACAAGGAGAAAGAGGACAACACACUGGAUUCUCUGAAAGAAGGCGAGGAGGUUAAAGUGCAAGUUGCUAUUAAACCUGAAAUACCUUUUGAUGGCCCUUGGAGCAGGUGGUCAGAUCCUGCGCGAGCUGUGGUCCCCCAAAGUGCAGAUGACACGGCACUUUUAUGCUUCACCUCUGAUCUGAAAAAUGUCACCUGUCACUGGAAUUCGAGCAAAUAUGAUAAAAACAACUUUGGACUUUUUUACCAAAUCCUUCACAGCAAGACCUCGAGGUGGACGAGUUGGACUGAAUGUGUGGCUGAUGAGAAAAUCACUGACCUGUGUUGUUUCCAUGGAGGAGAGUCCAGAGAAGUCAGGGUCAAGCUCACAAACAUCUCAGGUCCAAAAAGGAGGACUUUCUACACUGGAGCAUUUACACUCAACAACUCCAUCAAAACAUCCCCACCAACUCAUCUGAAAAGAAUCCUCAAGAAAGAUAAGUUGUGCUUGAAAUGGGACGCUCCUCUUCCGUCACUGUCGAAUUACCUACAGUAUGAAUUUGACCACCAGCUGAAAGAAUAUGAAGGAUGGAAGUAUUUCCGUCCAGAGAUGGUAAAGGGCCCUAAGACAGAAGCAUGUGUUGAGGUUCCAGCAGGCAGCCAGUACAGAGUCAGGGUCAGAGCUAAACCCGCUGGGCAAAUUUACUCUGGCUUCUGGAGUGAUUGGUCCAAUGUGUUCGCUGGUGAAAACCCCAGUGACUCCCUCAGUUACACAGGCAUGUUGCUCAUCGUGUGUAUCCCAAUGUUUAUACUGAUAACAGCCACCAUCAGCACCGCCGUGUGUGCCCUGCACAUCAGGAAGGUCAAGCAGUAUUUUUGGCCACCAAUUCCAAACCCUGAGAAAGUCUUGCAAGGCUAUCUGACAGAGAUCAACACGCAGAAAAGGGAUCAUCCUGUUCUAGAAAAGCUGUGCUCCGAGGAAACCACUACAUCUGUAGUGGAGAUCAUGUCUGAAGAAGAGGUUUCCGAGUUUAGGAAGCCGUCAGAAGAAUUCACUGAGCUCCUGUCAUCAGAAGGGAGCUUCACCAGUAGCGAACUGGUAGAUGGAAGCCCGGGGACAGAAAUCUUUCCAGACUACGUGACUCUCAACAAAGACAGUAUCUUUCUCUGCUCACAAGCAAACACUUACAUAUAUGAGCAUGUGACAGAGAAAGGAGACCAUGAGAUAGGAGAUGAGUACCUUCCCACGUGUUCCUGCUCUGAUGGCUCCGUCUGCUUCUCACCUUGCUUAUGCAGUGACCUUCUUAACCAUUCAUAUUUGCCUCUGGCUGAGCCUGCAGAAAAAUUCAGCUGCAAGGUCACUGCUGCAAGGAGUCCCGGAAACAUCUAUACUAACUUUCCAUAAGAAGAACAAAAAGUGUAGCAAGUGUUUGUGGGUUUUUUUGUGUUUUCAUCAGUGCAAAUCUUCUGUACAGUAAUCUCUGCACUUUGUACUGUUUGGCUGUAAAAAAGGCUACAAAAUGAAAACAGAGCUCAGCUAUGAAUUAUUUGAGCAUUAACACAUCGUUUGGCCCAAGUAAAGAAGCGAUUCCACAAAAAAAGUCAUCAUCAACGGUCAGCCCUGCAGCCCUGUCUUUUAGGAUCAGACAGUAUCAGAUUUGGAGUUUAAGUUUCUGGUUGGCAGGAUUCUACAGCAACUUUCAUCUUACUUUCCAUCUUCAAAUUGUAUAUUGUAUGCAGGGCUGUCUCUAUCUUGUGUGAGACAAAAUGGUGAGACUAUGAGUUUGUGACUGCGUUCAGUGGUGUGACCAAUUAAGAAUCAUUUCUGAGUCUUGUGCUAUACUCAGCCAUAUGCUCACAGGAUCCCUCUGCGACACGUUCCGGCUCAUUCACACUGCCGCUGUUUAUGGAGCAGAGAGUCUUCCGCAGCUGCUUAUUUCAUAUAAUUUAAAGUUGUUAUGUUAACAUUUCUUUUGGGGGAGUUUUACACUAUUGUGAUACAAUUUUGUACAUCACAGUAAUGGAAUGCAAUGGAGUUUGCUUUGGACCUUGGUGUAGAAGAUGUACAUUCUUUCUGUAUGCUGUAUAAAGCAAAUUUCCCCUUAAAUGUUACAUUGUUGCUAAGUGAAGAUGACACCCGAGUGUUUUUUUCCCCCCUUCGCUGUCCUACCAAUGUUGUAUAGUGAUUGUACGUGUUACUUUUUAGACAUUUUUGCAACUUCCUUUCUUUUUUCUUUUUUAAAGAAAGUACAAUAAUAACUGAAAAAAGUGUUAAUUAUGCAUUACAAUGUUGUUUUCAUGUUUUGCAGUUC